CCCAGAAAUACCACAAUGAGCACCUCCACCCUUUCCACUUUCCUUCUCUUGGCUCUUCUUCUUUUUCAUUACACCAAUGCAGCCGUUUUCACCAUUCGAAACAACUGUCCAUACACCGUUUGGGCUGGUGCGGUACCUGGUGGCGGCCGGCAGCUUGGCCCAGGCCAAACCUGGCCUUUAACUGUCGCAGCUGGCACAGCAGGAGCCCGUAUAUGGCCCAGAACCGGUUGCAACUUUGAUGGCUCAGGGCGUGGCAGGUGUCAGACCGGUGAUUGCAACGGACUCCUCCAAUGCCAAGGCUAUGGUACACCACCCAACACAUUAGCCGAGUACGCUCUGAAUCAGUUCAACAAUCUUGAUUUCUUUGACAUUUCUCUUGUUGACGGAUUCAAUGUGCCGAUGGUGUUUAGACCCAACUCUAAUGGGUGCACCCGUGGUAUCUCAUGUACCGCGGAUAUCAAUGGCCAGUGCCCUGCUGAGUUACGGGCUCCCGGUGGGUGCAAUAACCCUUGCACCGUGUACAGAACUGAUCAGUAUUGUUGUAACUCUGGAAACUGUGGACCGACUGAUUUAUCAAGGUUUUUCAAGACCAGAUGUCCUGAUGCAUAUAGUUAUCCUAAGGAUGAUCAAACUAGCACAUUUACGUGCCCCGGUGGAACCAACUAUGACGUUAUAUUCUGCCCUUGAUCGAAGCCACGAGAUAUCGAAUCUAAUAAUAAAAGUUGUGUUUGAUAUAUAAGAGCAUAAAUAAAUGCACUACAGUGAAGUGAAUAACUAAGGGACUUCUUCCUUGAUUAUGUAUUGUAAUACAGUAAUGUCUUUUGUCCAAAUAAAUAUAUAAAUGAUUACACCAGAUAUGACUAUCUAAAG
Helianthus annuus (common sunflower) is the source of this 870-nucleotide messenger RNA. RefSeq names its product protein P21-like. Gene Ontology annotation, cellular component: extracellular region. NCBI's taxonomy places the organism in Eukaryota, Viridiplantae, Streptophyta, Magnoliopsida, Asterales, Asteraceae. The transcript has a single exon. Gene Ontology annotation, biological process: defense response. The record is from RefSeq and is a predicted model, not a curated record. Bases 16 to 687 code for a protein of 223 amino acids.